Eucalyptus grandis is the source of this 507-nucleotide messenger RNA. Its product is annotated as O-acyltransferase WSD1-like. Lineage: Eukaryota; Viridiplantae; Streptophyta; Magnoliopsida; Myrtales; Myrtaceae. The transcript has 3 exons. Gene Ontology annotation, molecular function: diacylglycerol O-acyltransferase activity; long-chain-alcohol O-fatty-acyltransferase activity. Gene Ontology annotation, biological process: triglyceride biosynthetic process. Bases 10 to 507 code for a protein of 165 amino acids. The record is from RefSeq and is a predicted model, not a curated record. Gene Ontology annotation, cellular component: plasma membrane.
UCCAAUUUGAUGGAAGGCAACCCGGGACUGAGGUGGGGCAACAAGUUCGGGAUUAUGCCCCUCCCCGUUCACUACAGCAGAAGCUGUGGCGACCCUCUCGAAUACCUGAGAAAAGCUAAGUCGAUGGUGGACCGGAAGAAGAAAUCCCUGGAGGCUCACUUCUCCUACAAAAUCGUGGAUAUGGCCAUGACUUAUCUAGGAGCACACGUCGCAAGCCUGCUCUACUACAGGAUCUGCUGCAACACCACGUUCAGCAUCUCAAACGUGUUUGGGCCGCAAGAGGAGAUCACGUUUGGGGGGAACCCCAUCACGUACAUAAGGGUGAACGUCUCGAGUUUACCCCACGCACUCACGAUGCACAUGGUGAGCUAUGCGGGGAGGGCGGACAUGCAAUUUCUGGUGGCCAAGGACGUCAACCCCGACCCUGAUUUUCUGGCCAAGUGCUUUGAGGAUGCUUUACUCGAAAUGAAAGCAGCAGCUUCUACAGCCUCGAACUCGAAGAAGUAA